AUGGUGAGCCUUUAUUUGUUCUCCUUCAAUAUUUUGACGGGAGGAGAAAGGAGCGGAGAGAAAGAGGGACUCACGAGAUUGCUUAAUAUAAUAACGGGAAUUUUAUUUCAUGCAUUAUGUUUCCUUGCUCUGGCUAUACAGAUUGGCAUAGGCACCAUCAUUGUAAUCGAACUGAUACUGUAUAUUGGGCUGCGCCAAGUAGUGCGCGCAUGGGAAAGUUUAUUUAGCUGGCGCGGAAAACGGCGCCGGCUACGUAGCAAAUUACGAGCUGCAGAAUCUUACGAGGAAUGGUGUCAAGCUGCAGAUGCACUGGACAGAUACAUGGGCAAAGAUGCAUGGAAGGAGUCGGCGCCCUACAGUUUUUACGACUACCGUCUUAUUCAAAAAGUCGUUCGGCAUCUUAGACUGUACAGAGCCAAUGCAGAGCAUGACGUCGAGGCUGCCACCAACCUUAAAGACGUGCUGUACGCAUGUCUGAAACAGAAUUUUGCCGGUAUAGAAAACGCUAAGCUGUACAGUAACACAUAUCUUGGUACCAAGAACUUGGUUGAAGAAUACGUUGAUGAAGUAACUCGAUCCAUCGAAGCAUUGGCCAAAAAUAAGCACAUUUCACUUGAAGACAAGCGUUUGGGGUUUAAAUUGUACUCGAAAAAUUAUGGUCGUUCUGCGUUCUGUCUUUCCGGUGGUGCCGGGUUCGGUUAUUAUCAUCUGGGUGUCAUCCGCGAACUUUUAGAUCGACGACUUUUGCCACCGAUUAUUACUGGUACUUCAGCUGGUGCUCUGAUGGGUGCAAUUCUAUGUACCCGCACUGAUGAGGAGCUGCGACAGGUGCUGGUACCUGAAUUGUCACACAAGAUCAAGUUUGUUCACGAUUCAUUGAUUGCACAUAUUGCUCGAUACGCAACUACUGGAGCCAUUUUUGACAGUGACCAGUGGUGUCGCCUCGCAUUAUGGUUUUGUCGUGGAUCCCUUACCUUCAAAGAAGCAUAUGAGCGCACUGGACGUAUCUUCAAUGUUACUGUGGUGCCGAAUGAUCCUCAUUCACCACCGAAGCUUCUCAACUAUAUCACGGCGCCAAACUGUGUCAUUUGGAGCGCCAUCAUGGCGUCAGCUGCAAUUCCAGGGAUUCUUAACCCGAUGGUCCUGCUCCAGAAGACCCCUCGAUCGAAUCAUUUGACACCGUACAACUAUGGCCUCAAGUUCAAAGAUGGUAGCUUGCGCACGGAUAUUCCCACCCAGACAUUGUACAACAGCUUUGGCGUCAACUACACAAUAGUGAGCCAGGUCAACCCACACAUCCAUCUCUUCUUCUACGCUAACCAAGGAAGCCCUGGAAGGCCUGUUACACAUCGAUGGGGUAAAGGCUGGCGUGGUGGUUUUCUUGCAUCGGCCGCUGAACAAUUUCUGAAACUGGACUUGACAAAGUGGCUCAAAGUCCUUCGAGAUUUGGAUUUAUUACCAAAGAUCAUGAACCAAGAUUGGAGUUAUAUUUGGCUUCAAAAGUUUGAUGGCACUGUCACCAUAUUGCCCAAGACCAACUUACUUGACUGGAUCCAUAUCAUAUCGAAUCCUACAGAGGAGCGAAUGAAGCAUGCCAUGGAUGUUGGUCGAGCACGGACAUGGCCUAAUAUCUCCAUGAUAUCCAACCGUUUAAGGAUAGAAAACGCCAUUCUCCAGGGAAGGAAACUAGUACGAAGACAGAACAAACAGGAACAGCGACCACGAGCGCAAAAGCGAGCGUCAUUGGCUAUGGUGAGUGAUGACGCUUCGGGCAGCAAUGACGAAGUCAUCUUUUUGUCUGGGCGACGUGCAAGUAUGCCGGAUGGCUCGGGACCGCUACAGGAAAAGGAAUGGCGUAAAGAAGAAAAUCGUCGACGCAAGUUCCUUGCCCAGUUUACUGAUCGUCGCGAAAUCAUGGAUGGCAAAGAAAUUGAAGCACAAGCAGCAGAAUCCCAAGCAUUCUACUAUAACAGCGACGAAGAUGAUGAAUCUGUUGCAUAAAACAUAUUCCCAAGUCUUAUUUUCGUUGCAUUUUCCUUGCGGACAACGCCAACUACCUGCAUUUCAUUUAUAUCCCCUCCUCUUUUCCCCUUGGUAAACUUUCUCUCUAUCAUACCUGUCAUCAUAUCACCUCCCAUUUCCUUCCUUCUUUUAGAGCAGUGUCGACUUCUAUAUAAGUUUUAUGUUCACUUGUCAAUGUAUUUUUUAAUCACUUACAGUGAGUCAGAGAGAAGUAUAUACCACAUUACUUCCAUUAUAUAUUCAAGAAGUAAUAUAAUGCGCAUCAUCC
Zychaea mexicana is the source of this 2290-nucleotide messenger RNA. RefSeq names its product acyl transferase/acyl hydrolase/lysophospholipase. Gene Ontology annotation, molecular function: triacylglycerol lipase activity. The transcript has 6 exons. The coding region runs from base 1 to 2001 and encodes 666 amino acids. The record is from RefSeq and is a predicted model, not a curated record. Lineage: Eukaryota; Fungi; Mucoromycota; Mucoromycetes; Mucorales; Lichtheimiaceae. Gene Ontology annotation, biological process: lipid metabolic process.